Molecule: messenger RNA, 3657 nt
Organism: Anarrhichthys ocellatus (wolf-eel)
Lineage: Eukaryota; Metazoa; Chordata; Actinopteri; Perciformes; Anarhichadidae
Product: radixin-like
Exons: 10
Coding region: 1944-3278 (444 amino acids)
Cellular component (GO): cytoskeleton
Molecular function (GO): actin binding
Source: RefSeq, a predicted model, not a curated record
GACAGUGUCAGUUGGUUUCACUGCAGAAGGUUCUGCUUACUGCAGCACUGAACACCAACACAGUAUAAUGUAUUACUCCUCCGAUAGGACACACAUGCACACACACACAGACAAAUGUGUAGGUAUUAUUAUAGGACACUGGUUUGGUCUUUACUAGCUGUGCCGUUAAUAGUUUUCAUGCUGCGACAAAAUGCUCACACACACACACACACACUUUUAAUUACUCCAUUAAAACCUGUUUCACUUCAAAAUGACUUGGAUGUUAAAGUGAAUAAAAUGUUUUUCUCAAAGUCAAGAAAAGGAUCCUUAAUUUCAAAUCCCACCGAAGGACUUGUCCAAUGUCGGUGAAACAUUCACAUUCUACGGAGGACUGAGUCCUUCAUUCAGAGCAUUUUGAAGGAUGCGUGUACGUCUCCUCCUUGUAAACACCCACAAUCCUUUGCGAAUGAUUCAUCUCUUGUUCACCGAUUGGGAAACAGAGGAAACAUGCGAGUAAACAUUUAGUUACGUCCCCUCAGCAGUCCACCAAAAUCCACUUCUGAACAAAUUGAGGAGAUAAAUUCUCAAUUCAGUUGCUGAUUCUUCAUUCGUCUCAGAUCUACGAGGCCUAAUCUAAACGUUAUUCUCCGACCUUCGUCGCACAGCGACAGACUUGUUCAGCGAGCUAUUAAUAGCUCUGAGGCAGAGCGAGCCAGCGGGGUAGAGCUGGCAUAUCUUCACAACUCUGAAUUAAACCAGCGUGGGUGAUUGUUUGAGAGCAUAUUUUUAUUUUUAUGUGCGUUCAUAAAUUACAAUAAUUGUAAAUAUCUCCGACGCGUUUCUCUCCAAAUGCUAAGAAAGCGUCUUUCCUCUGUAGGACAUUACUUGGAAGCACCCGCCGACCUUCCUUGACUCCUUGAAGCGCCAAAAGUUUCCAGAUGUUAAUAUUUGGCUCUGAAAGUCUCGCCUGCCUGCAUAACUCCCAGAAUUCCCUUUUGAUUCUGGCUUUCUUCUUCCAACUGUUUUUCAUGUUGUGUUCUAUUUAGCAGCACUCCACUGCACCUCACUGCUGCAAUAAAACGUAUUUAUUUCAUAUUUAUCCAUCAUCGUGAAUAAAUAUGUGCCUAUAUUUGGGUAUAUUUGCACUGGUUAAAAUCAAAAGGCGAAGAAAUAACGUCCAUGGAGAGCAAAAAAAAAGCCUAAAAAUUGCUUUUUUUUAUUACAUUAUUCAUAUUAUUAAAAAUAUAUAAUAUCUAGAUUAUGUAAGAAAACCAGUGAGGAAAAUGUAUAGAAAUUAUGUAAUUUUAACUUAAUGAGUAAAAUAAGUUUGAUGAAUAUGACACAUAAGGACACAACAGUGUCCUAAAGUUAGCAGCAGAUGUGUUGCGUUGAUUUGAAUGGGCUGUGAUGUCAUCCAUUUGACCAUCAUUCAUUGGCUCACCAAAGAGGAAGUGAGCCAUUGAACCAGUUGUUGUGUACUCGUUGUUGUUCUGGUGCAAAUGUUUACACUUUUAUGCCGAAGUGCAGAUGACCUGAGGCCCCUGAAGAGCCAGUACUAUCCAUUUUCUCUGAUCUCUCAGAUGCAGUUUAUUUUUAUGUGAAUAAAUGAAUGCGUGGGAACUGAUUUAUAAUUCAUGUGUGUUUGAGAUAACCCUGCUAAUGAUUUCCCUCAUUAGAGUGAAGUGAAAGCAUCUUUUUCUCUGCAGCUUGCUGGCAGAAGGUGGCGAAAACAGCCGGCACUGUACAUGGACACCGGCUGUAACACAGUGUGUGUGUGUGUGUGUGUGUGUGUGUGUGUGUGUGCGUGCGUGUUCACUGUGUGUGAAUAAUAUUUAUAGAAGUCUGAUAGGACGAUGCAGGCUGUCCCACCAGCAGACGAGAGGGUCACAUAUAGUUCACUGGAUUUUAUACAUUUUCCAGAAAUCUGCAGAAAACCUGGAAAUAUGAGGUUAUUUUACAAAUAAAUGGAUGAAUUAACAAUAUUAAAUAUAAUGUAUGUUAUUUAUUGGUUAAUUUCUUCUCUUCUGCAGAUCAAUGUGCGCGUCACCACCAUGGACGCUGAGCUGGAGUUUGCCAUCCAGCCCAACACGACGGGCAAGCAGCUCUUUGACCAGGUGGUGAAGACGGUGGGUCUGAGGGAGGUCUGGUUCUUUGGGCUGCAGUACACGGACAGUAAAGGUUACGUCACGUGGCUCAAGCUCAACAAGAAGGUCACCCAGCAGGAUGUGAAGAAGGAGAAUCCUCUGCAGUUCAAGUUCAGAGCAAAGUUCUUCCCAGAGGACGUUUCUGAGGAGCUCAUCCAGGAGAUCACUCAGAAACUCUUCUUCCUGCAGGUGAAGGAGGCCAUACUGAACGAUGAGAACUACUGUCCCCCAGAGACCGCCGUGCUGGUGGCCUCCUACGCCGUCCAGGCCAAGUACGGAGACUACAACAAAGACCUCCACAAGCCGGGCUACAUGGCCUCAGACCGGCUGCUGCCACAACGAGUUCUAGAGCAACACAAGCUGACAAAGGAGCAAUGGGAGGACAGAAUCCAGACCUGGCACGAGGAGCACAGAAGCAUGCUCAGGGAGGAUGCGAUGAUGGAGUAUCUGAAGAUAGCUCAGGACCUGGAGAUGUACGGCGUCAACUACUUUGAAAUCAAAAACAAGAAAGGCACGGAGCUGUGGCUCGGGGUCGACGCCCUGGGACUCAACAUCUACGAGCACGAAGACAAGUUGUCGCCAAAGAUCGGCUUCCCCUGGAGUGAGAUCAGAAACAUCUCCUUCAACGACAAGAAGUUUGUCAUCAAGCCCAUCGACAAGAAAGCUCCAGACUUCGUGUUCUACGCCCCUCGGUUGCGGAUCAACAAGCGCAUCCUGGCGUUGUGUAUGGGGAACCACGAGCUGUACAUGAGGAGGAGGAAGCCCGACACCAUCGAGGUGCAGCAGAUGAAGGCUCAGGCCCGAGAGGAGAAGCACCACAAACAGAUGGAGAGAGCGCAGCUGGAGAACGAGAAGAAGAAGCGCGAGCACGCGGAGAAAGAGAAGGAGCGGAUAGAGCGGGAGAAGGACGAGCUGAUGGAGAAGCUGAGGCACAUCGAGAUGCAGACGCACAGAGCUCAGAGAGAGCUGGAGGAGCAGACCCGCAGGGCACUGGAGCUGGAGCAGGAGAGGAAGCGGGCCAAGGAGGAGGCGGAGCGUCUGGAGAGGGAGAAGCAGGUGGCGGAGGAGGCCAAGGCAGCGCUGGCUCAGCAGGCUGCCGACCAGAUGAAGAACCAGGAGCAACUGGUAGCUGCACCACACACAGCGCCCCGCUGACUCCUCGCUCUCUGCUGUUCACUCUCUGAACCCUGAAGCAGUUUCGGGGGGGUUUUAUGCUCGCGUCACAUGUUUCUCUCUGUGGUCUUGGUUCUCACAGUAACAUAAAGUCCUGCUCCUCUAUAGAAACAGAACCAUCGUGACUAGAAGAAGAGAGAACUAGAACAUGUCUUUAGUGCAGAACAACAGUCAUGAUGACGUCAAUCAUUGAAAAGUGGAAUUUUCUUUGAUAAUUUAUUUUAAAACAAACUAGAAUCUAAAUAUCCAACAUUUUUCCAAGUGUUUCCAAUGUCGGAAAAAUAAUGGAGGCUCCAAAUGUUUUAUAUAUAUUGAACUAUUUACAUGUUUACAACCUCUACUUCAGCCUCUCUCCUCUCCU